GAGAGAGAGAGAGAGCGAGAGAGAGAGAGAGAGAGGUGGGGGGGGGGCGGAGGCUGCAGCCAGUGUGCGGGAGGAGGCGAAGGACAGGCGGAUUGCGGCCACAGGCAGCCCCCGGGCACAGGGAGAUCCCGAGUACAGGGAGACGGCGAUGGCAGCAGCAGCGCAUUGAUGGAGAGUGGCACCAAUGAAGGAGGAAGCAGGAGGGUAGAUUCAUCGUGAAAGGGUCUGAGGAAAUUCAGCAAAGAUUACAGCUCCUUUAAGAUGACACGGACAGACCCACCGGACAUACUGGUAUCUACCGUGUAUCGAGAGAUUAAAGUCAGCCCAAUGCCAGGCGAGCCCAAAGUCUAUAAGGCCCAGCGUAAGUGUGAUGCCUCUAAGCUCAGCUCCUCUGCACAGGACAGCCAGCGCUACGUUCACAAGCGACAGUGUCGAAGCUUCGACUUCCUGCAGUCACUAGACGGACAGGCAGACUCUGGAGCGCCCAUGGAGGACUACUCAUCCGGGCGAGCUGAUCAACAGCCCACCAGUCCCGAGCCAGCCUGGGAUUCACUGGGGAGGCAGGUUUACUACCGGUCCUCAGCUCCCGAAAUCGUUGCCAACCGGCUGUGUGCCCACUCGGGGGAGCCCAGGGAGGCCUUCAGACCCGAGACCAAGAAGAGAGGCAGAUCCAAGAGUGCGCCCAGGGUAAAGACCACCUACCGGCCUGUGCCCGUGGAGGUAGGAUCUCCUGAGCUGUCCCGCAGGGGCCGUGAGGCCCUGCGGGGACACAGGGAUUCCCACAAGAGGAUGGAGGCCUCACCGAGGAGAGAUCUGCCUCACCCGGCCAGGACCAGGAUCAACGAGGUGCACCCCAUCAAGCUGCAGCCCCAGCGAGGCGAUGCCAGCCUGUACUCCCCUCUGUUUGUGAGUGAGAGCGCCGAGGGCUAUGAGGAAGGGCAAGGUGCCAAGCCUGGUGCAGGGGCUCACGUGCGGUACCGUGUCGACAUGAAACCCGAGGACCCGGUGAUGACCCCCUCCUCAAGGACGUGGAAGACCCCGCAGAAGCAGAGCACCGUGGGCAGCUGGCAUGGUCAACCUGGACGCAGUCUGACCGUCCCAGCUAACCGACGGGCAGCAAGGACUCACUCUCCAAGCGAGUCAUUCAGCGGCGAUUACUGGACGCUCACCGCUCACAACAACUGCUCCCCACACCGGUACUACCACCAGGACGAGGGCAGGAGGGGGAUCCCGCAGCUGGUCCAGACAGUGCCAGGCUUCAGUCAGCAGCCUUACCCUGAACCCAGGAGGCAGUCCCGUCCAGGGCCACAGCCCAAUAUCUACUGCACGGAGGAGCGAGCAAGGCCCUCACAGCAUCGCUACACUUCGCCAAUGCAUUACCAUGACUGGUGGGGCACGUACCGAGCUGCCCAUGCCCACCAGGGUUACAUAUCUCCAUGUCCUCCUUACUGGGAGGGCAGAGCGGGCACCCUCUCCCCUCACGGCUCCUACUACGGCAUCGACCAGCACAGACUGGGCUCAGAGUCCCGUUACUAUUCCAAGUCCUGGGAUAAUAUCCUGUCUCCGAGUCGGCACAGGGCCGAGUUCCCAGCCACCGACUGCCGCAGCUACGAGACCCUGCCCCUUCAGGAGAGGCCCGGCCGCUCAGCCGAGUCCAGGCGCCGGCCCACCGUGGUCAACCUGUCACGGUCCCCCCAGCGCUACGCGGCGCUGUCUCUGUCCGAGAGCUCCCUGGCUGACAAACUCCAGGGGGACGGGGGCAGGGGAGGCCAGGGGCGGGCCUGGUACAUCACCCCCGAGAUCACCAUCACUGACAAUGAGCUGCGGGCUAAUGGGCCAGCGCAGGCCCGUGGUAGACCCGAACCGAGCCGACAGCAAGCCUUGGAUGGAGGCAAUGGCCUCAGCGCCUCCUUCAAUGACCUGCUCUCGUGUAACCUGGAGCCGGGGCUGGGCCCCGCAUCAUCGUCGGCGGUUGGAGGAGGUGGAAGGGGAGGGGGAGGUUGCCCUCACAGGCCUGGGAAGCAGCAGCAGCUGGAUGACGUGCUGGCCGACCUGGUGAUCGACACCUGCAAGACCCCAGCCGCCAAACCCAGCGACUCGGAUGCUCUGGUCGACCAGCUAAGGAGGCUGAUCGCGGCUGAGGACCUGUCUGGUGACCGCGGUGUGAGGACUGUGCUGGUGCACACCAGCGAGCCGCAAAAGGCCAAGGCCCAUCCAGGGAUGUUAGGCCCAGGCCCAGGCCCGGAGCCCCACGGCCUUGGACUGGGCCUAGGCCUGGGCCCGGGCCUGUCGCGGAGCCCCAGCUACCCAAGUCCUUGCAAUGGGCCUCCCCAAGAGCGUGGCGCCUCAGAUGACGUGGACACCAUGAUGUGCUCAAACCUCAAGUGUGGCUUGACGGAGACUCUGUUCAACGCGAGGCUUUACUUCAAGUCGUGCCACAGCUGCUACACGUACUACUGCUCGCGGAACUGUCGCAAGGACGACUGGGAGAUGCACAAGGAGGCCUGCGUCUACGGCCGGGUCAGCAGCACCUGCAAGCGGGUGCUCAGAAGCUGCCGCGAGAACCAGGCGGCCCACAAGGCCUUCUCCCGCAUCGCCAGGAUGGGCUACCUGUCCCGGGGCAAGGGGGUCCUGUUCCAGGGCUUUCCCAACCCAGGCUCAGCCGACAACUUCCUGCAGUAUGGCCUGGAGAGCCUGCUGCUGGCCCCCACCUACCUGUCGCUGCGAGAGCUGGACGGCUACGCCGAACCGCUGGGCGAAUACCUGAGGGAGAUCCAGGAGGCCGCCCAACUCUACGACCCAGAUGAGUGCUUCCUGCUGAACGUGUCGAUCGCCCUGGGUCAGAAGGUGCCUGAGAACCCGUCCCCCCGGCUCCAGACGCCGACGGUCCGCAGGUUCGCCAAGAUCGCGCUGGCCUCCAGCAGCCCUGAGAAGAAGGGCAAGGCAUUUAGGGCCGACGACGAGAUGGAGACCCUCAUCCUGACACCGCCGCCAGGGACCAGUGACAUUGCACAGGAGGAUGAAGCAGGCCGCAGGGCACGAGAGGUAUGCUUCAUCAAUGUCCAGCGGGAGCUCCGUAUCCGAGGGGUUUUCCUGCGACAUGAAUACCCCCAAAUCUACCAGGAUCUCUGCGAGUUUGUGGAGAACAAUAAGAGAUUUACCCCCACGACCAUUUACCCCAUUGACAAGAGAACGGGCAAACAGUUCAUGUGUAUGAUCAUGGCCGCCUCCGAGCCACUGACUCUCGAGUGGGUUCGCAAACCCAAUCUGCUGGAGGACAUGAUGUGAGGCAGCUCCUGUUUAAUAUCUUUGUAGAUAUUGUAUUUUAUACAAGGACUCUCUGCCAAGGAGCUGGGCGUGAUCUGAAAGGGAGAAGGCCAAUUCCCAGGGUGGGCUUUCUCACACGCACCCCACCCCCCUCACUCUCCUCUCCACACAGCCUUGCCACCCUGUAACCCCAACUGGGCCUAGCAGAGCAACUGAGGCCAUAGAGAGAAACUGCCACGUUGUGUUUACAACCGGGAUGCUUUUAUUUGAAGUGUCUGGGAAACUCAAGUUCCUGUGGAUGGGAAAACUGUAAAAGGCGAGAAAACUGGGCUUUCGCUGCCAUAGCUAGACCAAUCUCUCCCAGUUGCAGUGAACCUUCUGUUCCCCUCCUGAUCCACUGUUUUCAAAUGUCAGAGUGAGUUCCUGUCUUUCUGAGGAGCAUGCAAAGUUCCAGUCAGGUCGAAAUGGGGGUGGGUUUGUGUGGCGCCCAGAGGCAAGUGGUGGAUUUGAAACUAAUAUCCAUAAAGCUGUCGCUGCAAAGGGAAGGAGGUUUCAGGGUAUCUUUUGUCGAGUGAGUUAUUACGGUAAUAAUGUGUCCAUCAUGGCCUCUUUCUGUUCCUCAACAACGCAAUCACAGUUGUGAGCCAUGGUGGGGGGGGGAGCAGAAACUGAGAAUGGAGUUUAGGGAGAAGGCCAUGGGCUUCAUAGACUGUUAGAUUACAGCUUGCUGAGUGCUGCCAAGAGUUGGGAAAGUGGGAAGAUAUUUCCGACAGUGGUCUCAGCCGCACAUUGACAAAAAGACUUACCAAAGCUAAAAUAGGAACAUAUAUGUCCCUCCUACACCCCAGUCGGGAAUGGAACUCCGAGCUCACUGUGUUACAAUCUGAAAUAUAGAAGUCAGGAGUGAACACUUAGCCAUACUGUUUACGUACAAACUGGGACAGUAGGUCAAACACUGUCAUUUCACACACUGGGACAGUGGGCCAUAGACUUGGACAAUGAGUCACAUACUGACAUUUCCCAAUGUGAGAUAGUGGGUUGUACACUAUCAUUUCACACGCUGGAACCGUGGUUUGGACGCACUCUCAUUCACAUUUCACACACUAGGACCAUUUAUUUCAUAUUGCGACGAGUAACUCACCUCCUGAGUCCCCAAAGCCUGUCCACCAUAUGUAAGGCACAAGUCAGGAGUGUGAUGGAAUACUCCCCACUUGCCUGGAUGAGUGCAGCCCCAACAACACUCAAGAAGCUUGGCACCAUCCAGGACAAAGCAGCCGCUUGAUUGGCACUACAUCCACAAGCUCCACUCCCUCCACCACCAACAUUCAGUAGCAGCAGUAUGUACUAUCUACAAGAUGCACUGCAGAAAUCCACCAAAGACCCUCAGACAGCACCUUCCAAACCCUGGACCACUUCCAUCUAGAAGGACAGGGGCAGCAGACAUAUUGGGAAUACCACCACCUCCAAAUUCUCCUCCAAGCCAUUCACCAUCCUGACUUGAUAGUAUCGUUGUUACUAGGUCAAAGUCUUGGAAUGUGCUGCCUAAGGGUAUUGUGGGCCAACCCACAGAUGGUGGACUGCAGCGGUUCAAGAAGGCAGCUUGCCGCCACCUUCUCAAGGGCAGCUAGGGACAGACAAUAAAUGCUGGCCAGCCAGCAAUGCCCACAUCCCACAAAUGAAUAGAAAAUAAAAAAUUUUAAAAAACACUGCGGACCACACAUUGUAAUUUUACACACACUUUUGACACACUGUCAUUUCACACACUAGAACUGUGUGUUACAAACCAUUUGGGACUGUGAAUCACACAAUCUGACUUCACAGCCUGGGACUGUGAAUCACACACUGACAUUUCACUGAUACUGCAGGUUACACACUUCACACACUGACAGUUCAUUGCACACUGCUGCUUCACAUACUUGGACAAUGGCUCUCACAUUGGGACUGCUCACACACUAUGACCGUAAGACAUAGGAGUGGAAGUAAGGCCAUUCGGCCCAUCAAGUCCACUCUGCCAUUUAAUCAUGGCUGAUGGACAUUUCAACUCCACCUCCCUGCACUCUCCCCGUAGCCCUUGAUUCCUUGUGAGAUCAAGAAUUUGUCGAUCUCUGCCUUGAAGACAUUUAACGUCCCGAUCUCACACACUUUCCACAUUCAGACAAAAAUAAUAUGAUUUUGACAAUUGUUAUUUCUAAUCAGUGUUUGAUGGGGGUAGUGCAGAGGAGGUUUUACUUUCAGUUUUAAACUGUAGAGGAGGCUUUACACUAUAUCUAAUCCCAUGCUGUACCUGUCCUAGGAGUUUUUGAUGGGGACAGUGUAAACUUUCAGUUUCUAUCCUGAGGAGGGGGAAAGGGCAUUUGGUUUAACCCUUGUUUAAAAGACAGGCUCUCCAACAGUGUGGCUCCUGGUCCUGGACAUGAAUGGAGAAUAUAACGGCCUAUUCUCUGGUGAGUUUGGUGGUGGGUGUGUGUUUAAUCAGGUGGGAGGGUGACAAGUUGGGUCACUGUGCUUUGCUUGAUGGGGUCUGCAGAGUGAAGGCUAGUACCCUGCCCUCCUACCCAAUCAAUUGAGGUCCUUAAGAGGUAACUAAGAGUGUUUUGGAGCCUAGUCUUGUUCUCGGGCCUUUGCUGGCAUUCAGCCAGUGGUCAGGCUGGUCUCAGUCAAUAGAGAACAUGAUCGGCAAACUGAUGGGAUGUUUGACAGCAGUGCUAGCUGGUGAUUAAAUGAUCAAGGGCAUGGGCAGAUGCCCGAUUGAGUAGGCCAGCAUUAGGAAUUGAGUCCUGCUGAGACACAGCCAGCCAUCCCUACCCCACCCUUGGCUCUGAGCAUCUCCCCCUCCCUCUCCUGUAAGGCCACUAUCGCAGCCUGCCACUCAUGCCUGGAGGGGCAGCAGAAUGUGCCACAGAGCUCGCCCGGAAAGUGGUGAGGGAGGCCUGCUCCUCGCCAGGUCUGCAGCUUUCUGCUGUGAUCCCCUGCCCCUUCUCUUUAUGAGAUGGCAAGAACUGUCAAUGCUGGAGUCAGAGAUAACACAGUGUGGAGCUGGAGGAACACAGUAGGCCAGGCAGCAUCAGAAGAGCUUUUCUUUAUGAGACAUGGUUGAAUUUUUGUCCCAGUGUCCGCAGUGAGUCUGAGCAGCCCUGUCCCUCCAACCCACACCAAGUGUGGACAGUCAAUGACUCAUGGUCUCAGGUGAUUUUCCAUGCUCCAUCCCCUGCUGUUCUAGCCCUCCAUGAAUCACCUGUUCCCUCCUUGCCUUCUGAUCCCUGCCCUCUCCCUCACCUCCUCUCCCAUUUCCUUUUGCUGUUCCCUCAUACUAUGCUCCAGUUACAUCACUCCAUCGAUUUCUCCUUGCAUCAUCUCCUUCUGCCCUCACUUCAGUUCCACACCCCCUCACUCAAACUUCCUCACCAUCCCAUUCCACCCCCACCCCUCCACCUCCUCUCCCUUAUCUGGCCUACGUCCCCCAUCAUCCCUUCUCUCAAUUUCUACCCGUGUAUGGGAUGUUAUUGUUCUGUUGUAUCGAUGGUCUGUACAGUAUUUUAAAGUGACAGAGAAUGUUGACUCUGGAUUCCAAUGACCCGGUCUAUACAGCGCGCACCCGGCGAGAGUUGCUGAACCAACUGGAACCAUAACUGGACUAGACUGCUUUUAUUCUCUCUCCGGACGUCCAGAGCAUGGUCUCGAUGUACGGCUUAGAGACCUGGAAAUGAUCCCAGUGAAAACAUCCCAUGAUUCCACUGAAAUCUGCCAGUGAACCUGGUGAAAUCUGCCAGUGAUCCUGGAGAAAUAGUGAUGGUUUAAUCAGCCACUAGCCUGUUAAGUCACUCAGUGAUCUAGUUAAAUCAGUCAAUAAUUCCAGUUUAAUCAACUGGUGAUCCUGGUUGAAUUAGCCUGCAAGCUAGUUAAAUCAGCCAGUGAUCACAGUUGAAUUAGCUGGUGAUCCAUUUAGCUAGUGAUCCAUUCAGCUGGUGAUCCUGAUUAAAUCAGCCAGUGAUCCAGGAUACAGUGGGAUUCUGAGAGGUCAGGGAUGAAGGAGGACACCUAGUGGACGGCAGAGACUGAUUUGUUAAUUACAAUCUUCCAUUGAUCUGUGCGAAGCAGUCCAGUCCUGAUUCUGGUCCUGGUCAUGAUUUGAUUCCAGUUCUGGCUUUAGUUUUGGGAUUACUCCUCCUCAUGAUCCAAGUCCUGGUCCUAGUUCUGGUCCGAGCCAGGUUGUUGAUUCUAUUCUGGUUCUAUUCCUGAUCAUGGCUGCAUUGUUUCUUUAUAUCACAACUUCCAGGAUGACUGUAAUUUCUAGUUGUCAAGACAGCAGUGAUUAAAAAACUAAUACUUCAGGUUCAGUUGCUCAUUGUGUGUUGUUUUCGAUUCUGUACAGUUGUUCAUGUGUUCUUCUCUACAUAUUUCCAUGUAUGGAACUGGUUUUAAUUGAGUGUGUAUGGGUUCAACUGUAUAUGUGUGUAUGUUUGAGAAAAUAAGCUGCAUAUGAUCAUUUGUCUAUCCAGAAGUCUCUCUGCAAGUGUGUUUCUCUCACAUAGUGUGUCUGGAUUUUUAAGAAGAAAUUACUCAUGAGACAUCACUAGGAGAGGCGAGCCGCCUCUUGAACUGUUGCAGUAUCUUGGGUUUAGUCCCUCAAUGCUAGACAGAGAAUUCCAGGAUUUUGACUGAGAUAUAUUGAAGGAAUAGCAACUUGCAAAGAGAUAUUUAAGGAUGGUGUUUGCUGAGGUUUGCUGCCUAAAUCUCAUCUAGAUGGUAGAAACUGUGGGUUUGAGAGGUGCUGUGGAGAUUGGGGAGGUGCUAAAUGAUUAUUUCUCAUCUGUUUUCACUGAGGAACAGGAGAAUAUUGUAGAGGAGAUGACUGAGUUACAGGCUACUAGAAUUGAAAGGAUUGAGGUUAGUAAGGAGGAGGUGUUAUCAAUUCUAGAAGGUGUGAAGGUAGAUAAAUUCCCUGGGCCAGAUGGGAUUUUUCCAAGGAUUGUCUGGGAAGCUAGGGAGGAGGUGGCGGAGCCUUUAGCCUUGAUCUUUGAGUCCUCAUUGUCUAAGGUUUAGUACCAGACGACUGGAGGAUUGCAAAUGUUGUGCCCUUGUUCAAGAAGGGCAGUAGGGAUGACCCAGGUAAUUAUAGACCUGUGAGCCUUACGUCUGUUGUAGGAAAAGCUUUGGAAAGGAUUAUAAGAGAUAGAAUUUACAAUCAUCUAGCAAGCAACAAUUUGACUGGAGAUAGUCAGCAUGGAUUCGUCAAGGGCAGGUCGUGUCUCACAAACCUCAUUGAGUUUUUUGAGGUGACCAAGCAUGUGGAUGAGGGUAGGGCAGUUGACGUGGUGUACAUGGGCUUCAGUAAAGACUUUGAUAAGGUUCCACACGGUAGGCUAUUGGACAAAAUACAGAGGCACGGGAUUGAGGGAGAUUUAGCAGUUUGGAUUAGAAACUGGUUUUCUGUAAGAAGGCAACGAGUGGUGGUUGAUGGAAAAUAUUCAGCCUGGAGUCCAGUUACUAGUGGUGUGCCUCAAGGAUCUGUUUUGGGACCACUGCUCUUUGUCAUUUUUAUAAAUGACUUGGUCGCAGGCAUUGGUGGAUGGGUUAGUAAGUUUGCAGAUGAUACUAAAGUCGGUGGAGUGGUGGACAGUGUGGAAGAAUGUUGCAGGUUGCAGGGAGACUUGGAUAAACUGCAGAAUUGGGCCGAAAGGUGGCAAAUGGAGUUUAAUACGGAUAAAUGUGAGGUGAUUCACUUUGGGAGGAAUAAUAGGAAGGCAGAAUACCAGGUCAAUGGAAAGAUUCUUUUUGUCGUGUAGAUGUGCAGAGGGAUCGUGGUGUCCAUGUACAUAGAUCCCUGAAAGUUGCCACCCAGGUUGAUAGUGCUGUUAAGAAGCCUUACGGUGUGUUAGGUUUUAUUGAUCGAGGGACUGAGUUCCAGAGCCGUGAUGUCAUGCUGCAACUGUCCAAAACACUAGUGCGGCCUCACUUGGAAUAUUGUGUGCAGUUCUGGUCAUCCCAUUACAGGAAGGAUGUGGAAGCAUUGGAAAAGGUGCAGAGGAGAUUUACCAGGAUGUUGCCUGGUCUGGACUGCAGGCCCAAUGAAGAAAGGUUGAGGGACUUGGGUCUGUUCUCAUUGGAGAGAAGGAGGCUAACUGGGGAUUUAAUAGAGACAUACAAGACGAUGAGAGGAUUAGAUAGGGUGGACAGUGAGAGUUUUUUUCCGAGGAUGAUGACUUCAGCUUGUACAAGGGGGCAUAGCUGCAAAUUGAGGGGUGACAGAUUUAAGACAGAUGUCAGAGGCAGGUUCUUUACUCGGAGAGUGGUAAGGACGUGGAACGCCCUGCCUGCCAAUGUAGUUAACUCAGCCACAUUCAGGGCAUUUAAACAGUCCUUGGACAAGCAUAUGGAUGAUGAUGGGAUAGUGUAGGGGGAGGGGCUUAGAUUAGUUCACAGAUCGGCGCAACAUCGAGGGCCGAAGGGCCUGUUCUGCGUUGUAUUGUUCUAUGUUUUAUGUUGAAGGCACUUGAUGAGUCACCUUGUACUUGACCUUGGGACAUUAGCAUCACUGUUGCCAUACCAUCAUUCUUGCUUAGGGCCAUUCCAAGUGACAGUUACGAGUCAACCACAUUGCUUUGGGUCUGGAGUCACACGUAGGCCAGACUGAGAAAGGAAUACAGAUUUCUUCCCUAAAAGUCAUUGGUGAAUCAGAUGAGAUUUUACAACAAUUCAUGACAGGUUUAUGAUUAUUCUUAGUGCCACUAGCAGUUUAGUUUUAGAUUUUAAUUAAUUUCAUAAACAGCUAAAACCGUCAUAUUAGGAAUUGAACUCAAGAUCUUAGGAUGUUGUUCAAUAGCAAAACUACUGUAGGAUAGUACCCUUUAUGCAAAUGCAUAAUUUUUAAAGUCUGUAUGUUUCUGUAACAUAUAGCUGUGUGAGUAUGCUUAUGUAUGUGACUGAGUGAAUAUCCACAUUGGAUGGGACUCUGUCUUUGAAUAAAUGUGUGUUUAUAUGCACUGACCUGUAUUAAUGUGCCUGUGUGUAUCUGGAUAUCUAGGAUGACCUACUGGGAACUUAUUUGGGAAGCGUGUGCCAAUAAUCUAGCCCCCACCCCCUAUUUAACAAGCCAUCCCAAAAAAUAUGUAUUAACUCAGAUUUGAUCACCAAGAUGACCAACUUGCCUGGUUAACUGCUAUUCAGGACAAAAUCAAUUCACUCCUGAACAGUAAAACUCAUUCUAUUGAUUGUAAUUUUAUCAAGAGCAGCGAAAAGAAAGGAUUCCUAGUUUGUGCAACUUAAACCGUACCCCUUCAUCAGUAAACUUUGCACGGUCAGGAAGAAGAGUUCAGAUCCAGAGUGAGAGACAGCCCUAGUAAGUAUGUAGUUCAGGGACGUUGGAAGCAGUGUGGGAGUUCAGUGCGAAGGGGAAGAGGCGCAUCUUCUUGCUUUCAUUGGCUCAUAGUUUGCAAGUUUUUUUUAAACAGGGUAAAUCAAAGUCCAGCAUUAGGGACUGAACACAAACACUGACAGAGGUAAACCAUAAGUUCACUGGUUGGUACUAACUGCUAAUUUGACUAUCUACUGUAAGAUGUUUUCAGAUUAAAGGCAAUUAGAAGAAAUAUCUUACAGGUUAAAACUAAAAGACCAACAGAAAAGUUAAUAAACAAAACAAACUAAGAGUUAAAUAAACAAAAUAGAGAUGCCAGACCAGGUGAUGUAUUGUACCUGCAUGAUGUGGGAGCUGGUGGACCCCACUGUGGUUCAUAAUGACCACAUCUGUAACAAGUGUUGGUCACUUGAGGAACUCUGGCUUGGAGUGAUUAGUGGAGUCUGAGCUUAGAACCCUGCGACCUACCAAGGAGGGGCAAGAGUUACCUUGAUGCAGAUUUGCACAUUCCAAGGUCCAGGACUAUGUGCUGAGGGACACACUAAAGCUUGGGGCAGCUGUCACCAAGACAUAUGGUCUGAGGUCUUCCUGCUGAAGGUAAAUGGAGAUCCUUUCAGUUACUGGACCCUCUAGUGUGUCAAAUAUAUGUAAAUAUUAGUUGUGUACGUGUA
Messenger RNA from Stegostoma tigrinum, 11292 nucleotides. It is a transcript of the gene ajm1, whose product is annotated as apical junction component 1 homolog. Gene Ontology annotation, cellular component: apical junction complex; plasma membrane. The record is from RefSeq and is a predicted model, not a curated record. NCBI's taxonomy places the organism in Eukaryota, Metazoa, Chordata, Chondrichthyes, Orectolobiformes, Stegostomatidae. Gene Ontology annotation, biological process: cell-cell junction organization. Bases 262 to 3288 code for a protein of 1008 amino acids. The transcript has 2 exons.